UGUGUAAGGGGAGGGGCAGUGCAGCGUGUCAGUUACUCGCCACACAUAUGUUUGCAACGUGCUCUAAACUGCAUUCGACAUUUAGCUCAGUUAACCGUAGGGAAACCUGUUCUCUCCUGCCACAUUUAAGGAUAUUUGUUACGUGCCUGGCUUUCAUAUCCGAACAGCAAACACGGAAUUCAGAUUUUAUCUCUCAUCGGCUUUGAAUAAUGCGCUGUAAAGCAAGCCUGGACAAGAGUGAGUCCUCACUGGUUUCUUUGAGGUGCUGUAAUCACAUGAAGGCUGAAAUGAGACUGCAUGACCUGGGAGAAUUAUCUGUUUGUAGAUGGAUGCUCGGUUGAAUUCAAAGCUCAAGUAUUUGAUCAUCAUCUUUAUCAUCAUUAAACAGCUCUGCCAUUCAGUGCAGUAGUCCUGGGAUUCAGAAAAGGAACCUUACAGGAAAGAAGGAAUGUUAUUUGUGCAUUUCUUAAACACUUGAAUGUUCAUGAAGGUAGUAAAUUUAACAAGAAGAGACAUAAAUAUGGAAAGUGUGGCAUGGCACUCUUUCUCAGCCUGUUCCCUUUUCCUCCUGACCGUCAACGUUUUCAUGGCUGUUUCAGUGCUAAGAGCUGAAGAAGAUGUUACACCACGGCUAAGCUUUGUAUAUGAUACAGAAGACAGGCUAGCCAAAAGAUUUUCACCUGUUGGAGUGUUCAACUUUACCUCCCUGCUCCUGAGCCCAGGGGAUAACACACUAUACAUAGGUGCAAGAGAAGUUCUGUUUGCACUUAACCUCAGCGAUAUCAGCAGAUUGCAACUGCACCGCAAUUUCACAUGGAACACACCAGAAAGAAAACGAGACGAGUGUAGCUUUAAAGGCAAAAAUCUACAGACUGACUGUUUCAAUUAUAUUAAGAUUUUACUGCAUGUAAACGCCACUCAUCUAUAUGUGUGUGGAACACAUGCCUUCAGCCCUGUAUGUGCUCACAUUAACACAAUGGAUUUCUCUCUGGUGCGCAGCAGUACAGGAGUGAUUGUGACAGAAGACGGACGCAAUCACUGCCCUUAUAAUCCAGAAUAUAAAUCCACUGCCAUCAUGGCUGGUGGAGAUUUGUAUGCUGCUACCGUUAGCAAUUUUCAAGGGAAUGAGCCCAUCAUUUACAAAAGCCUUGGUCAGGGCACUACCUUAAAGACAGAAAACUCAUUGAACUGGCUUCAAGACCCAGCUUUUGUAGGCUCAGCGUUCAUCCAGGAGAGCCUCCCAAAAGGCAAUGCAGUGGGUGAUGAUGAUAAAAUUUACUUUUUCUUCAGUGAAGCAGGAAAAGAGUUUAAUUUCUUCGACAACACUAUUGUUUCCCGUAUUGCCCGUGUGUGUAAGGGUGAUAAGGGAGGAGAGAGGGUCCUGCAAAAGAAGUGGACCACCUUUCUGAAAGCACAGCUCCUCUGCUCAUUGCCUGGAGAUGGUUUCCCUUUUAACAUCAUUCAAGACAUAUUUGUCUUGACACCCAGUAAGGAGGACUGGAAGAGCACUGUGUUCUAUGGAGUUUUCACAUCUCAAUGGUAUAAAACGGCAGUGGGAAGUUCAGCUGUGUGCACCUUUACUAUGAGCCAAGUGGAGGAGGUGUUUAAUGGUCGCUAUCGGGAGGUUAACAGGGAAACACAGCAGUGGUACACCUAUAAUCACCCAAUUCCAGAACCCAGACCUGGAUCGUGCAUCACUAAUGCAGCUCGGGCUCAGGGCAUCUUCUCCUCACUGCACAUGCCGGAUAAGGUGCUAAACUUUGUAAAGGAUCACUUCUUGAUGGAUAGUGUGAUUCGCAGCCAACCGUUGCUGGUUCAACGAAAUGUGCAUUAUAUACAAAUCACUGUGCAUCAUGUCCAGGCUGUACACAGGGCCUACAAUGUGCUGUUUUUGGGUACAGAUGAUGGCAGACUACACAAAGCCAUCAACUCCAAGGGUAAAACACACAUCAUUGAGGAGCUGACACUUUUUCUAGAACCACAGCCUGUACAGCACAUCAUUCUAGAUGCCGAAAAGAGUGUGUUGUUUGUGUCCUCUUACUCCACACUGGUGGAGAUUCCUGUUGCUAACUGCUCCAACCACAAGAGCUGUGGGGAGUGUAUUCUCACAAGAGACCCUUACUGCGGCUGGACAGGAGGGCAGUGUGUGGAUGUCAGGCAUCAUCUAAAGGCACCAUAUAAAAGUAAAAUUUUGCAAGAUAUAGAAGAUGCCAACAUAGCCAUAUGUGAUGAGGCCCUGCCCAAGUCCUAUUCUGCACAAAUUCCAUCCACAUGUGCUCUUCCAUGUCAAGUGAUCAGAAUCCCAGCAAACACAUUUCAAGUACUGCCAUGUAAGUUGCGCUCUAACCUAGCUGAAAGACGAUGGGAGUAUAGCAAGGGUGCUGGGCGCUUUCUCUAUCCAAGCUCUGAUGGGGGGCUGAUAGUAGUAGCCCAAACAGACAGAGAGGAAUCUUAUGAAUGUUGGUCAGUAGAAAAGGGCUUUUGGCAGCCUCUGGCCAAUUACUGUGUGAAAACAGAGCCACAGCAUGAGAGCACCAUGCUGAUUGGUAGCUCCCACACCCCACUGAUGCCCAAGGAGGAGCCAGUGAUCCUUCCAGGUGAUGCUCGUUCAUCACUGAUAGAGAACAAAAGUUACUGGAAUGAGCUGAUUGUGGUAUGUAUACUGCUGGGCAUGUCUUUCCUGGUCUUUCCUUUGAUUGUGAUCUGCCGAAAUAGAAACCGCAUGAAAGCCAUGUUAAAGCAGAGCGAAUGUCCCAACAUGCAGCAGAAAAAGGCACGAAUGGCAGGAAAACCCACGGAAAGUCUUCCACUGAAUGGCAACACUGUCCCAUCCUCUGUGGCAGACCACAAGGGCUACCAGACACUGCAUGACAACUGCUUCUGCAGUACACCAACACAAGAGUGUUCCUCACCUGAGAACAGCAAAAGUUUCUCAGAAUCAGAACAGCGACCAUUGCACUUGAAGGACACCCAUGUAGAGAUAUCACCCACCUGCCCAAAUCCUCGAGUACGGCUUGGUUCAGAGAUCAAAGAUUCCAUCAUUUGAGACUCUAGAUACAAAUGACACCUUCAGAGACAACUUCAGUGACAAUACAGUGACAUUGGGAAUUGACAACAUCACAAGACACAUAGCAAAGAUUUGUGUUAAAUGUUUCAUAUAAUAUUUCUAUUUUUUUUUUUUGCACUUUGUCUCCCACUUAUGUCUUGUUGAGGUCCUCAUUUACUCAUUGCUUUCAGGGAUUACUAUCCUAACACUCUCCCUUGCUUAUGCCAUUUGAUGAUUAAUUUCAUCACUGCAGGGUGCCAGAAGGCUAUACAGUUCCAGAAGUCUAAGUGUAUAGUAUUGUAAACCAGCAUACAUAGUGUAAAUGGGUACAAUGUAAACAAGCUUUGAUUAAAAGCCUCAUGAUAUAUAUGCAAGGCCUGCAUUAUCAUGGCCAAGGUACACGUUAGUUGUACUAUGCAAAACAAUGAGAAUUUAUCAAGAAUUGGAUUUCUUUUAGAAAAGCUAGCAUUAGCAACACACAUACAAUCAAGUAUUAUAAGAUCAUAUAAGGUCAUGUGGUACAGUAAGAUUAUAUAAGUGCAAACUAUGACAGGACAUAAGAAGGACAUAAUAAGGUACAGGCAGGGAAUUAUGGGAAAUGAAGGCAAGAAAGUAAAAAAAAAACAUCAAGGACCUAAGGGAGACCAAAAUAAAUAAUAUUAUACACAGUUAAAGAACUAGUUUGUGGUCCAUUGUGCCAAAUGUACAUAAUGUAAAUCAGUAGCCUUUUACUGUAUUGCAAUGGGGCACAAAAGGGUAUUAUAAAGGACUCAAAUAACAAAAAACAUCAGUCUAACUUGGUAGAGAAUCCUUUGGACUAUAUUUCUUUGCCAUAUAUACCUUUUAGAAGACAUAGAUGACUGAACAUUCAUCCUGUUACUUCAGUUGCUGAACUGAUUAGAGCAAUGUGUUUAAAAAAAUAUCUCAGUGGAACUACACCAGAUACAAAAAUGUACACUGAUCAGCCAUAACAUUAUGACCACCUGCCUAAUAUUGUUGGUCCCAUUUUUGCUGCCAAAACAGCCCUGACCUGUUGAGGCAUUGACUCCACUAGAUCGCUGAAGGUGUGCUGUGGUAUCUGGCACCAAGAUGUUAGCAGCCGAUCCUGUAAAUUAUGAGGUAGGGACUCCAUGGACUUGUUUGUCCAGCACAUCCCACAGAUGCUUGACUGGAUUGAGAUCUCAAACACCUCAAACUCAUUGCUAAGCUCAUCAAAGCAUUCCUGAACCAUUUUUGCUUUGUGGCAAGGUAUAUUAUCCUGCUGAAAGAGGCCACAGCCAUCAGGGAAUACUGUUUCCAUAAAUUGGUGUACAGCAUGGUCAGCAUCAUUGUUUAGGUAGGUGGUAUGUGUCAAAGUAACAUCCACAUGGAUGGCAGAACUCAAGGUUUCCCAGCAGAACAUUGCCUAAAGCAUGACACUGCCUCCGCCGGCUUGCCUUCUUCCCAUAGUGCCAUGGUGCCAUGUGUUCCCCAGGUGAUGUCAAAGAAAACGUGAUUCAUCAGACCAGGCCACCUUCCAUUGCAUCGUGUUUCAGUUCUGAUGCUCACAUGCCCAUUGUUUGCACUUUUAGCGGUGCACAGGGGUCAGCAUGGGCACCCUGACUGGUCUGCAGCUAUGCAGCCCUAUACGCAACAAACUGUGAUGCACUGUUUAUUCUGACACCUUUCUAUCAGAACCAGCAUUAACAUCUUCAGCAUUUGAGCAACAGUAGCUCAUCUGUUAGAUCGGACCACACGGGCCAGCCUUUGCUCCCCAGGUGCAUCAGUGAGCCUUGGCCACCCAUGACCCUGUCGCCGGGUUCACGACUGUUCCUUCCAUCGGACCACUUUUGAUAGAUACUACCCACUGCAGACUGGGAACUCCCCACAAGAGCUGCAGUUUUGAAGAUGCUCUGAUCCAGUCAUCUAGCCAUGACAAUUUGGACCUUUACAAAUCCUUACACUUGCCCAUUCUUCCUGUUUCUAACACAUCAACCUUAAGGACAAAAUAUUCACUUGCUGCCUAAUAUAUCCCACCCACAAACAGGUGCCAUGAUAAGGAGAUAAUCAGUGUUAUUCACUUCACCUGUCAGUGGUCAUAAUGUUAUACCUGAUCUGUGUAUUUAUUUUCAUGGUUAAAUAUGCCUUUUAAUUGAUUCAUGAACAUUAUGGCCUGAAAAUUUAAAAGAUGGACAUUCAGUUGCAGACCUUUAAACAUAAUGUACAAACUCAAUGUCAUUUCUCUUGUAAAAGCAUGCAAAAAUUUGUGCCAUAAACUACAGUGACAGAUUUACUGAAAGUAUUCCAAAACUUAAUUAUUUAAGAAAAUAAGAAGAUUUAUUUUUCCUAUUUUCCAGUUUAUGAAUAACAUUAUUUGGUGUGUUGCAAAAAGUAGCAACCCAGUAUAUGUGUUACUGUACUACUGAUUGACUGGCAUUGUGGUUUUGGGUAUAUGUGUAUAAAAUAUUUUCACAGAAUUUUAUUGUAAAAUGGGUUUGUUGAUGUAAAAUUGGGCUGUGCUGUAGCUUGAAUUUUUAGAGAUUUUUUUUCCCCAUAAUGCCUUCAUGGUACAUUUUGUGAAUGCAAGUUCUUGUUUCAUUUGCUAUGAAACACAUCCUCAUAGCUUUUUUUUAUGGCUAUGCACAAUCAAGUGAAUAAACAUCAGAGCUCACCUGCAUGCCUCCAAUUAUGUGUAUGCUUCAACUCAAGAAAUGAAAAGUAAAAGAAUUCAUUGUAGCAAAUGCCUUAGAAUUGUCACUCAUAAAAUAGUUCAUCUGAA
Messenger RNA from Hemibagrus wyckioides, 5804 nucleotides. It is a transcript of the gene sema4ba, whose product is annotated as sema domain, immunoglobulin domain (Ig), transmembrane domain (TM) and short cytoplasmic domain, (semaphorin) 4Ba. The transcript has 15 exons. Gene Ontology annotation, molecular function: chemorepellent activity; semaphorin receptor binding. Lineage: Eukaryota; Metazoa; Chordata; Actinopteri; Siluriformes; Bagridae. The record is from RefSeq and is a predicted model, not a curated record. Gene Ontology annotation, biological process: negative chemotaxis; negative regulation of axon extension involved in axon guidance; axon guidance. Bases 479 to 3046 code for a protein of 855 amino acids.